Molecule: messenger RNA, 536 nt
Organism: Nannospalax galili (Upper Galilee mountains blind mole rat)
Lineage: Eukaryota; Metazoa; Chordata; Mammalia; Rodentia; Spalacidae
Gene: Lenep
Product: lens epithelial protein
Exons: 1
Coding region: 1-186 (61 amino acids)
Biological process (GO): multicellular organism development
Source: RefSeq, a predicted model, not a curated record
AUGCUGCCAUGGAUACAGUCCCUAGCCCAGGCCCUGCCCUUCUCUCUUUGGGUUGCCCUGAGAGGCUCUGGUCCCCGGGUGCCUGUCAUCAAGAUGGGCACGGGGUUGGAGGGCCUGCAGCAAACCCUGAAGGAAGUAGCCUACAUCCUCCUCUGCUGUGGCUGUAUCAAGGAACUGCUGCAUUAGUGGUGACAGGGAAUUGCCUCCUCUCCUGGCACCACUCAGGUGGGCAGGGUAAGGCAGACAGACAGGAGGUGUGGCCAUAGAUAGCUUCUGUGGUUGAGCCUGCUUCCUAGCCCUCCCGUCUUUUCUAUAGCCCCAGGAAGACUCCUGGAUCCAGCCAGACUUAGCCAAGGAUGAGCCACCAAAUGAACAGGGAAGUAUGGAUCCUGCUUUGAUUGUUCAUCUGUCAGACUUGCCUCUUCUCAGGGUAUCCAUUCCCAGCCCCUGACUCUGGUAGACUUCUAAUGGGUGGAAGUUGGUAUGCUGGCUAAGACCCCAUUCCAAUUAUAGCAGGACCCAAUAGUCCUCCAGGC